AAAAACAAAAAAAAAAUUAUAAGAAAACUAUUAAUAAAUCAUAAUUUAUAAAAAUCAAGUGAAAUAUACCAUGUAUUAUUAUAAUUAUAAGUUAAUUUUGAAAACGAAGAUACUCCUAUUUUUGUUUCUGUGCAAAACUACAAAAAUAUACAGCACUGGUAACAAAAAUUGUAUCAUAAUAAACAAAUAUCAGAUUUUGUAGCAAUUUUUGAAUAAAAAUGGAUAAAAAAUUAAAAUAUUUAAAGAAUUUAAUGAUAUUAAAAUCUUUAUUCGAAGGGCUGUGUAUUUUAAAGAAAAUAGGUGAUAUAAAGAAGAAAAGAAUACGUUCCUGUUCCGUUAGAGAAAUUAACAGAGACAGACGGAGGAACGGGUUUUUUGUGCAGUCCUUUUUACGAAUGAAGGAAAUUGACCAUCAACAAUUUUUCAUUUAUACACGAAUGGCUCCAGAAGUAUAUAAACUUUUGCUGAACCUUGUGACACCGUACCUUCAAAAAAACUCACUAAGGGAGUCUGUGCAGCCAGAAUGUCGAUUGGCCGUAACAUUGCUAUAUCUUACUCAAGGAAAUUCGUUCCAAUCGCUGGCAUGGUCCUUCAAAUUAGGGAAAGAGACUGUUAGGAGCAUUAUUCUAGAGACAACUGAGGUAAUCUGGAGCAAAUUAAGCAGUAUUUAUGUGGCUGAACCAAACAUAGAAGACUUCAAGCAAAUUGCAGAAGAUUUCUGGAAUAUGUGGGACAUGCCUAACUGUAUUGGAUCUAUCGAUGGAAAACAUAUUGCCAUUCAAUGCCCGCCUAACAGCGGCAGUCAGUUUUUUUGCUACAAGAAAUUUUUUUCAAUUGUUCUAUUAGCAGCAUGUGAUGCGCGAUAUCGAUUUACUUACAUUGAUAUUGGAGCUUAUGACAGUCAGAGUGAUGGCGGAAUUUUUCAAUUGAGUCGAUUCGGAAAGAGGUUGCUUAAUAACAACCUUCCAAUACCUCCACCGAAAAAUUUGCCCAAUACUGAAUUUAAAAUUCCGCACUACUUUGUUGGCGAUGCCGCAUUCCCAUUGGGAAGAAAUUUAAUGCGUCCUUUCCCUGGCGAACUCCUGCCAUGUGAUAAAGAGCUAUUUAAUAAACGGCUAUCAAGAGCUCGCCGAACAAUAGAAAACGCCUUCGGAAUUUUAGUGUCUCGCUGGCGAGUACUCCUGACAACUCUACAUUUAUUUCCGAAUAAUGCAGAAAAAAUCGUUUUGUCAUGUGUUGCUUUGCACAAUUUUAUUAUGCUCAACGAUAAUGAAACAUCAUAUAUACCGAGCAACUACGUUGAUUGGGAGGACUCAAAUGGUGACGUUCACGCCGGGUCAUGGCGAAAUGAUGUUGGUUGUAACAUCCCAUCAAUUUUACCUUCAUCAAAUCUUCAUCAAUAUGGUGGGAAAAGUUCAACAGAAAUCAGAAAUAUUUUAUGUAGUUUUUUUAGUAAAUCAUAA
This is a messenger RNA of Lucilia cuprina (Australian sheep blowfly), 1463 nucleotides long. Its product is annotated as protein ALP1-like. The record is from RefSeq and is a predicted model, not a curated record. The coding region runs from base 219 to 1463 and encodes 414 amino acids. Lineage: Eukaryota; Metazoa; Arthropoda; Insecta; Diptera; Calliphoridae. The transcript is spliced from 3 exons.